AUGAGCUUCAACUGCAAAGGGUUGAAACGUUCUUUGGAAGGUGUAAGAUCGCUAUGCAACAGGGGAGACAUAGUUGCGCUUCAAGAAACCUGGCUGUUGCCUCAUGAUAUUCCCUUGUUGGGGACAAUAAGUGACGAUUUCUCGUACACUGGGAAGUCUGCGGUGGAUACAUCAGUCGGCAUACUAAGAGGUAGACCUUACGGCGGUGUAGCUAUUCUAUGGCGAAAAAACGCUUUUUCAUCUGUUACUUUUCUGGAUUGCGAUAAUGACCGCUUAAUCGCCUGUAAGUUUAUGAUAAACAGUGAGUGCUCAGUGUUAAUAAUCUGUGUAUAUAUGCCUACGGAAUCAACUGAAAAUCUAAUUGAAUUCACGCAGUGCUUAAGUGAAAUAUAUGCAAUUAUAGAUGGUAGUGAGACAGAGUCAGUUAUUAUAUUGGGUGAUUUUAACGCCCACCCGGGAGGUCUGUUUUAUAAGGAACUUAUGGAUUUCAGUGAGGAACAGCAGUGGAGAUGCGCUGAUAUUGAGCAUCUGGGCUUAAAUUCAGGUACUUACACCUUUAUCAGUGAUAGUCAUGGUUGUUUUCGUUGGCUUGAUCAUUGCAUUACUACAAAAUUAAACAGUAAUAUUAUAGUUAAAGUAAAUAUUCAGUAUGAUGUAUUUUGGUCGGAUCAUUUUCCUAUGGAAAUUGAAUGUAAUUUUAGUUUAGUUAGAUAUAAGACAAAAUUAAAGAUGCAUACUCCUAAUAAAAUAAUUUGGGGUGACAGAACACUCAACAAAUUGACAAUUACCGUAUUGCAUGUAAUAAUAGCUUAA
Messenger RNA from Achroia grisella, 813 nucleotides. RefSeq lists its product as uncharacterized. Lineage: Eukaryota; Metazoa; Arthropoda; Insecta; Lepidoptera; Pyralidae. The record is from RefSeq and is a predicted model, not a curated record. The coding region runs from base 1 to 813 and encodes 270 amino acids. The transcript has a single exon. Gene Ontology annotation, molecular function: catalytic activity.